Messenger RNA from Sitophilus oryzae (rice weevil), 561 nucleotides. RefSeq lists its product as uncharacterized. The record is from RefSeq and is a predicted model, not a curated record. Bases 1 to 561 code for a protein of 186 amino acids. The transcript is spliced from 3 exons. NCBI's taxonomy places the organism in Eukaryota, Metazoa, Arthropoda, Insecta, Coleoptera, Curculionidae.
AUGGAGAAAAAACGGUGUAAUAAUUUUACAGCCGACGAGACUGAAGUUUUACUGAGCUUAGUGGAGGAAUCUCAGCUUAUUGUAGAAUGCAAGAAGACAGAUACGAUUAACAACAGCAGAAAAGAGCUAGAAUGGAAGAAUUUUGAGACUAAAUUUAAUUCGAUCUGUGCAACAGCACGAACUUCUAAAAUGCUACGUAGCAAGUGGGAUUCUCUAAAAAAAACCACCAAAAAGGAAUAUGGAGAGUACAAACAAAGUUUAUAUAAGACAGGUGGUGGACCAGGAAGUUCUGACUUUAAAAUGUCAGGCUAUAUGAAACGUAUUUUGGCUGUAGUUCGGAUUGGGAUGUCUGGCACUUGUUCUAAGUUUGAUUGCGAUUUUGAUUUACCUAACAGUAGUAAUAAGCUACUCACUGAAGACUCUAGCAGCAUUUCCUCUCAGGUCCCUAUUGUACCUACUGAAGUAAUAAGUAAUGAAGAUAUAGCAGCAGAGGAAAUAACUAUAGAUAAAGACAGUUCUGAUGCAGCUGAAAUUGUAAGUACUGAAUUUAAAAUCUUUUAA